UCUUGGUAUUCAAAGAUGUCUAAUCAGCGUGCGCAGUAGAUUCUACAGCUGACUUUUCACAUAAAUGACCUCGUAUGACAAGUUUGUCACAGACAUUGUGGAACAACUCUAUUGUUAAGUAUGUUGUAUGUUGCUCUGGCAACCCUUCUCUUUGCAGGUUCCAAUGCUGCCCUCCAGUUUGCCUCCUACUACCAGGACCAUAUGGUUCUACAGAGAGGUCCUCAACAGGCUGUCAUAUGGGGACAUGCCACAAACAUAGGGGACACUGUCACAGUUGCCAUUGCUGGUCACGGCUCCGUCACGGGUACGGUCACCAAAGAUGCUGCAGGACAUGGAACAUGGAAGGUGAAGCUUCCGGCUAUGACAGUCAAGGGUCCUUACACCGUGUCUGCCAAAUCAAGUGAGGGGACAGUGACGAUCAAGGAUGUCCUUUUCGGGGAUGUUUGGCUUUGUGGAGGACAAAGUAAUAUGGGUUUUCCAGCUGGACAUGUACUAAAUGCGACUGCUGAAUUAGAAGCAUCACUAAAGUAUGUCGACAUCAGGGUCAUGCGAGUACGAGACGUUCAGUCGACAUCGCCUCUCACAGAAUUUCAAGCAAAUGGAAUAUAUACAAAGUGGACACAACCAACAAAAGUCGCUAUCAACUCAUUCUCUGCUGUCUGCUGGUUCUUCGGCGAGUAUCUAUACCCCGAGAGAAAGUAUCCUAUUGGUUUGAUCGAGUCACAGUGGGGAGGAACGCCUAUCGAAGCCUGGUCUUCUCCAGAUGCACUAUCAGCUUGUUCUCAUCAUACAAAACGAGGCCCACAUGCAGCCUCUGUUCUCUGGAAUCCAAUGAUCAACCCUCUCCUUGACGUUACCAUAUAUGGAGCCAUCUGGUACCAAGGUGAAGCUAAUGCCGGCAACGCUGACAAGUAUUCAUGCCAGUUCAAGGCAAUGAUCAACGACUGGCGACAGAAGUUCCAUAAGGCCUCAAUGGGAGAAACAAGCGCUACCUUCCCAUUUGGGUUCGUCCAGCUGGCUGGUAAUCAUCACAGUACUACAUCUGUCGGAGGUUUCCCUGGACUAAGAUGGGCCCAGACGGCUAACCACGGCACCGUUCCUAAUCAGGAUUUGCAGAACGUCUUCAUGGCGGUUGCUAUGGAUCUUCCAGACUACCAUUCGCCAUACGGAACCAUCCAUCCCCGGUACAAGCAAGAUGUUGCUAGAAGACUGGUCCAGGCCGCACGAGGGGUGGCUUACAAGGACGCCGGAGUAAUGUACCAGGGUCCGUUUCCUAAGACUGUAGCAGACAAUAGAGAACGUCACACAAUGAGCGUCAUGUACAACUAUGGUCCCAUAAUGGUCAACUCGAACAAUGGAUUUGAGGUAUGUUGCUCAACUGCUGCAAAGUGUGGUACUCACGAUGCUUGGGUUGCGGCACCGAUCCAUUCCCACCAAGCCAAUGAAGUAGUCCUCUCUACCACAGCAUGUACUCACAAUGUAGUUGGUUUGCGAUACGCCUGGAGAGAGAGCCCUUGUGACUACAAGAAGUGCGCCAUAUAUGGGAAGGAUACGUCACUUCCGGCUCCCCCAUUCAUUCAUACAGAGAAUUUCGGAGCUGGGAUUAUAAUUGGUUAAUAAAUCUGAUAAUGAUUGAAA
Messenger RNA from Haliotis rufescens (red abalone), 1638 nucleotides. RefSeq names its product sialate O-acetylesterase-like. Bases 121 to 1617 code for a protein of 498 amino acids. Gene Ontology annotation, biological process: carbohydrate metabolic process. The record is from RefSeq and is a predicted model, not a curated record. NCBI's taxonomy places the organism in Eukaryota, Metazoa, Mollusca, Gastropoda, Lepetellida, Haliotidae. Gene Ontology annotation, molecular function: sialate O-acetylesterase activity. The transcript has 9 exons.